Messenger RNA from Hydractinia symbiolongicarpus, 3590 nucleotides. RefSeq names its product potassium voltage-gated channel subfamily H member 6-like. Lineage: Eukaryota; Metazoa; Cnidaria; Hydrozoa; Anthoathecata; Hydractiniidae. Bases 526 to 3381 code for a protein of 951 amino acids. Gene Ontology annotation, biological process: membrane repolarization during action potential; potassium ion transmembrane transport. The transcript has 10 exons. The record is from RefSeq and is a predicted model, not a curated record. Gene Ontology annotation, molecular function: inward rectifier potassium channel activity. Gene Ontology annotation, cellular component: membrane.
UUGUGAAGUUUACUUCUUAUCAGCUGUAAAAUUAGCAGACAAGUUUGGCUUGAGGUUCUUUGUAUUUGGUUUGCUGUUGUUUGGGGGAUAAUAUCUUCUAGCAAAACAUAAAAGGUUUUCUUUAUGACUUUUUUAUUUUAUAUAUACAUAACAUUAUGGUUGUUUUUCUUUCUAUCUUUUCUCUGUUUCUUUAUUUGUUUUUUAAUUUGAGCGUAGUUAUCUGGUUUUAUCUUCAACCAGAAGUUCCCAUAAUAUUGUUGGAAAGUUUGAAAAUUCGUAUGUUUUUUUACUUAAUCUGGUUUAGAUGUUCUUGUUGUGAAAACAGCUUAAACAUGGCUUCCGUAUCUUAUAUUUAUACUUUCCUAAAAUCCAAUUUUAGUGUAAAAUAUUUUUCUUUUCGCGCUUUUCAUAUUUUUGAAAUGCAUGUGAAGUGGUGGAGACUCAACAUGACUCAAUUUUUAUUUAUCGUGUUUUAUUUUAUAGUAUAAGUUGUAAUAAAUACAAAGGAAUCUAUAAUAAAUUGGAAUGCCUAUUCGGAGAGGACAUUUGGCUCCUCAGAAUACCUUCAUUGAAACUGUAAUCAGGAAGUUUGAUGGUUUUCCUGGUAGAAACUUUGUCAUUGGAAAUGCUCUAUCAGAGGGUAAUCCGAUUAUAUAUUGCAAUUCCAGCUUUUGUGAGCUGACAGGCUAUGAAAGGCACGAGCUCGUGCAAAGAAAUUGUUCGUGCAACUUUUUAUAUGGUCCCGAGACAGAUGAGCAGGCUCAAAGAAAGCUUCAGGAUGCACUGAGGGAUAAUGAAGAACACCAUAUUGAAACUUACUAUUACAGAAAGGAUGGCGAGAAGUUUCUGUGUUCGGUGAUCGUUGCACCAAUCAAAAACGAGCAAGGUAAUGUUAUCAUGUAUAUUGUGAAUCAUGAAGAAAUAAGACAAGAUGAUAAUAUAUCCAAUGGUGAAGAAGAAAGAGGUUUGCCUAAGCGAAAGAUAUCUACUAUGCUCCGCAAUUCGAUACGACGCAAAAAAAGUAUAGCCAAAAAAAAUUCAGAUUCAAAUUUUAAUAGGUUUGCAAAAGAGGAGAACGAUGAAAGCAUAUCAUUGGCUGAUUUUUCAAAACCAAACAAUAAUUGCAAACAUCCCACGAAAUCACCAACUCCGCCUCGCAACUCGGCAGACACGCCCGAAAUAUUUAUAAGCGUAACAAAUCACACUCCAACGGAGAGUCCCAGCGAUAGUCAGAUUCUCCGCAACGGUGAUAUACGCCGUGAUUUUUCAUCAAGUUUAACGGAUCUACGAUCGAGCCCGGAAGAGUUUGAUCGUUUACUAUUACCUGAUUCACAGAACAUGCGUUUGUGUUCUUCAGAAGGAAAUGUAGCCACAAUGAAGACUGAAUUAUCAUCCAAUCCCUGUUUAGAGAGGUCGUGCAGUCAAAGCAGAAUCAUUGGAGCGAAACCACCAUUAGUGUCAGCCGGAACUACACAAAAAGUGGCACAGGUGAUGUCUCUAGGGUCCGAUGUUUUACCUGAAUACAAGGUCGAAUCGCCGAAAAUACAUCCGUGGACAAUCUUGCAUUAUUCGCCGUUUAAAGCCAUCUGGGAUUGGGUAGUGUUAUUCCUCGUGAUGUACACAGCCAUUAUAACGCCUUAUAUGGCAGCAUUCGUUCUAACACGCGAUACAAAACGAGAGGCGUUAAACGAGAAUCCAGAAACACGUGUAAAUCACGGACCGAUUUCUAUAGCCGACGAUCCGUUGGUCAUCGUUGAUUAUAUUGUUGACGUUAUGUUUAUUAUCGACAUUUUCAUCAAUUUCCGUACGACGUUUGUUGAUUCAAACGACGAAGUGGUCAGUGAUCCGUGUCGAGUUGCUGUUAAUUAUAUGAAAGGUUGGUUCGUCGUCGACUUGUUAGCCGCCAUUCCGUUUGAAUUGCUCAUAAUGAUUGGCAACACGGACCAAACCACAACCUUGAUUGGUUUGCUAAAAACCGCUCGCUUAUUACGAUUGGUCCGUGUAGCACGCAAACUUGACCGAUAUUCCGAAUAUGGUACGGCACUGUUACUGCUACUUAUGUUCGGCUUCGCAUUGGUCGCUCACUGGCUAGCAUGUAUGUGGUACGCGAUUGGAAACUUUGAACGCCCGGGGGAGAAUUCUUUAGGCUGGCUAACUCAGCUUGGGGAUGCCACUCACAUGCCGUAUAAUGAUUCCAUACCGGACAGUGGACCGGACUUGCAAACUAAAUAUUUAACGGCGUUGUAUUUUACACUCAGCAGUUUAACAAGCGUUGGUUUUGGAAAUGUUUCAGCUAAUACAAAUGGCGAAAAAGUAUUCACCAUUUUGAUCAUGUUUUUAGGAGCUUUAAUGCAUGCUGUGAUUUUUGGUAACGUGACGGCGAUUAUACAACGUCUAUAUUCUGGCAUGGCGCAUUAUCAUGCGACGAUGAGGAAAGUUCGAGAAUUUAUUCGUUUCUAUCAAAUACCGUCACCACUUCGACAGCGAUUAGAAGAUUAUUCUCAAUAUGAUUACUCCUAUACAAACGGUAUCGACAUGAACGAGGUAUUACGAAAUUUUCCUGAAGGUCUUCAAGCUGAUAUAUGUUUGCAUCUGAAUCGACAUUUAUUAUCUAGCAAUCCGGCCUUCCGUGGCACCAGUCCGGGUUGUUUGCGCUCCUUAUCGCUGAAGAUACUUACAACUCACUGUCCUCCCGGUGAUUAUAUUAUACAUACCGGUGAUGAGAUCUCGAAUUUAUAUUGGAUUGGUAGAGGAACUGUCGAAAUCAUUCUUAAUGAGACAAUCAUAGCUAUAUUAGGUAAAGGAGACUCGUUUGGUGAAAACUUUGGAUUCACUGCUGUUCGUGUGACUGGGAAAGCGAGAGCAAGUGUUCGAGCGUUGACAUAUUGCGACUUGCAUUCCAUAUCACGCGACAAUCUACUUUACAUCAUGAGAGCAUAUCCUGAAUUUCGCAAAACCUUUAACGAGGAAAUGCAAAUCACGUUCGACUUGAGAGAUUUAGAGCUUGAAGAACGAGAUAUGAACACUUCUAUGCCAAAUGUCGCAGCGCAUCAAAGUGUGUCUUCUGAGCACAUAUCCACCAGUCGUUCAUCAUUUCGUGAACAACGAUUAAAUAGUCAGAGAAAGAAGAGUAUACUAGACUCUGUAAACGAGUGUAACACUCCGACCACGCCCAACGUGACAAGGAACCCUUCUAGUACCCAUUCUCCUUGUAACUGUGAAGAACUUAAGAAAGAUAUUGAUGAUAUGAGACAACAAUUACACAGGCUCGAAUCUUCUAUGAAGGAUGAUAUUAAAUUGAUUUUAGGUAUAUUACGAACAAAACAAAAUAAUAAUUAUAACCCACCAAGUUUACAAGUGAACGUAGAUACGAAGGUAUAGUUGUUGUUUAAGUACCCAUUUCAGUAUGAGGGCUCUUUUGCGUGAGUCCUGUGAAAGAUUGCAGUUUAUAAGAUGCACAAUUAUGCUUUGUACUGGGUACGAACUUGGUUUUUAUUUCACACAAUUUGGGAUAUAUUUAUAUUCUCCAUUUUUUAGAGAAUUGUAUUUAGUUAAUUUAUUUGUUUCUUGUGAAUAAAAUAUUUAUACAA